Molecule: messenger RNA, 2746 nt
Organism: Mytilus californianus (California mussel)
Lineage: Eukaryota; Metazoa; Mollusca; Bivalvia; Mytilida; Mytilidae
Product: ammonium transporter Rh type A-like
Exons: 10
Coding region: 167-1582 (471 amino acids)
Biological process (GO): ammonium transmembrane transport; ammonium homeostasis
Cellular component (GO): plasma membrane
Molecular function (GO): ammonium channel activity
Source: RefSeq, a predicted model, not a curated record
GGUUCAUCGUAUUAUUUUCCAUAUACUAUAUACAAUCUACUGUGACAGAUGGUGGUUAUAGGUGUUGUCUUUUAAAAUGAUUUUCAUUGGCUGCUAGUAGCCACACACCACUUUUAAACGGUCAAGAUUUUGGUAAUUGUACAGAACUGAUAAGGAAAAGGGAAUAAUGGUGAACGUACGGAGAAUAAAAUUUCCUAUUUUUGUGAUUAUUUGUCAGGUAGUUUUUUUGGUGUUGUUUGGAGCAUUGGUGGAAUAUGACGACUCUGCAAAACCUAAUAACCAGGACAAAGCUCAUCCUGCCGCAGGAGGCAUUGUUGCUAGAAUGUAUCCCAUGUUCCAAGAUGUCCAUGUGAUGAUAUUUGUUGGCUUUGGAUUUUUGAUGACCUUCCUUAAACGAUAUGGCUACUCGGCUGUCAGUGUGAACCUUUUGAUAGGAGCGUUUGUAAUCCAGUGGGCCAUUAUCAUCCGAGGACUGCUGGCAGAACAUGGAAGUAAAUUUACCAUUAGUGUUUCAGAUAUGCUGACCGCAGACUUUGCUGCUGCUACAGUGUUAAUAUCAUUUGGAGCAGUGUUAGGAAAGACAGGGCCAAUACAACUACUGGUUAUGGCAAUUAUAGAGGUUGUUUUAUCACAAGUUAAUGAACAUAUAGGACUUGAAAUGUUACAUGUUGCUGAUGUUGGAGAGUCUAUGUUUAUUCACGCUUUUGGUGCUUAUUUUGGGCUGGCCGUAGCGAGGGUUCUAUACAACGAUAAAAGUGAGGAUAAUCCAGGGGAAAGCACAGUGUAUCAUUCAGAUUUAUUGUCAAUGAUUGGUACCGUGUUUCUGUGGUUAUAUUGGCCGAGUUUUAAUGGUGGAGGCGUUACAGGCGACGAACAACACCGAGCUGUCAUUAAUACCUAUCUUUCAUUAACUGCCUGUACACUCGUAACAUUUGUAGUGUCUGCCUUAAUCGAUGAAAAAGGAAAAUUUGAUAUGGUACACAUACAGAAUGCCACACUAGCAGGUGGAGUGGCAGUCGGUACUGCAGCACAUAUGCCUCUUAACCCCUGGGGAGCUAUGCUUCUCGGUGCAGUUUCUGCUGUCAUUUCUACCAUCGGUUUUAAGUAUAUUACCCCAUGUCUAGCUAGCAAAAUUAAGCUUCAUGACACCUGUGGUGUUCAUAACCUCCAUGGCUUGCCUGGAAUUCUGGCUGCAGUAGCAGGUGCUGUUAUGGCAGCUCUCUCAUCUAAAGAGGAAUGGGGAACCAGUCUCUAUGAGAUUUUCCCUGAGAUGGCUGCAUCAAACUCUACAGGAAGUGUGAUGCCGGGUUCAGACCGAUCAGCUACAGUACAAGGUGGAUACCAGAUGCUUGCCUUAGUUAUCACCAUAGCUAUUGCCAUUGUUGGCGGAAUAAUUACUGGGUUUAUAAUGAAGCUACCAAUUUGGGACAGUCCUGAAGGAGAAAAGUUCUUUGAUGAUAAUCAUAAUUGGAACGUUGCAGAAGAAGGCUUCCCUGGACUUCCGAAAUCAAAGUAUGAAAGUGGGAAAAGUAAUGACGAUACUCAAAUCAAUCUUAUGUCAGAUGAAACGAAAUUCAGCUGAGAGCAUCAAAGACAAAUAUAUAAUAAGUACACCUAUUUUAUCUUUACUUUGCUAGGUCGUUGAUGCAUGGACUUGGGCAUGUUUUUAUUUGUUUUUUGCUUUAUUAUAUUGAUAUUGCACGUAUUUUGUUUCUUCAAUUUUUCUUAAUCUACUUGUGUAAAAUAACAGUUUUUUUAAUGUUCUAAUGGUGAAUUAUUUUUAUAAGAAUAUUCUUUCUUCUUGCAACGUAAGCAAUUACAUUUUUUUAAAUGAAUCUUAUCUCUACGGAAGCCGGUUAAUAUCAGGGUGUAAUUUUAUUUUUAAGUCGUUAUAAAGACUUAGAUAACUCGUUAUAACAACUUAGCUAACUCGAUAAUGGACAUGGAAUCAGUCUAAAGUAGAUCCAACUGUAACACCUUCACAAAGAUAGUGAGACGUAGUCCAAAUAAUUAUGACAUCUUGAAAGGCUAUUUUAAUUUUUUGCUGUGACGAGUAGAAACAAAAAGCUUGAUAUAACUCUUAAUUUCAUGGUUGUGGCAUUAAAAAUGUAGAUUUAAGAAUUAAUUGAAUGCUUCUUUUUAUAAUGUUAUAAGGUUGUAAAAGCGUUGACCGUGCACGCAUUUCUAAAAUGAAGCGCAGCGCUUCAUACAAAAUGUGGGCCGGUUAUAUAAGAAGAACUCAAUUCUUAAAUAAUCAUUUGGACUAGGUAUAUCUAACUUUGAAAUUCACAGUAAAAAUUUGUAUAGCAAAAUUGUGCAAUGAAAAUUUGUAACAGCCUAAAAAAAAAACCAAAAAAAAAACAAACCAUGGUCUUUCCACAAGGUUUGUACAAACAGGGUUAAAAGUUUGUCUUACCUAGGAGGUUUUUUUUUAUCCUUUUUAACAAAUUCCUGAUACAAAGUCGGUUGUUUAAAAAUGAACUAUUGUUAGUUGAAAAUGUGUAUGACAUAAGCAAACUGUAUGUGUGUGUGUGUGUGUGUGUAAAUAAAAAGAAAAGUUAUAUUCUACUUGUAAUAAUAUACCUUUUUACACAAUUAUUUGUAUUUUUUUUUUGCAUUAUUACAUAUAAUAUAUCAUGAAAUAUAUGUAUUUAUGUUAUAUACAUAUAGGAAUAUUAUCUUUUUUUAUAUAAUUUACUGUUACGUAAGUUGCACUGAUAAAAAAAAUGAAAUAUGUAUUAGUAGU